AUGGAUAAUGAAGCUAACAAACAACCAAAGGUCUUCCAUGCCUACACGUACUCAACUGCCGGAUGGCUAGCCGUCCAGAGCCUCCCUCUGAUCGCCGGUCCAAGCAUCAUUGUGACCAUGCUAUUAAAUGAAACCCGACCUGCUUCUCGUGAGUUGCGCCAGCAUCUAGACAACACUACCUAUGGCACAGACCAUUCUAACCAGACCCCCACAGCGAUGGAGCUUUACUUUGCACGGUGUCUCGGAUUCAGUCUUCUGACCAUCGCCGUUCUAACCGUGAUGCUGACGGGCUCAAUUCCUCUGACUGCCGACAUCAAGGAGUCCGUUUCAACAGACAACAAUGACCCCAAAGCACCAUAUGCCGUUCCCACUCUGAUGGUCACAUCGGUCUUCCACAGUGCCUGCGCAUUCUACGCAUACACCUGGUACGUCUCUGGCGGACAAGGUCUUUUCGCCAUUGGGGUCGCCGGAUAUUCAGGUCUUGCUGCUAUUGGACUCUGGUGCAUGCUCUUUGCUAGCAGCAACGGGAAGAUUAGUCGCCGGACUGGAGCGGAUAAAAGAACGACUGGGUUCCCUUUCAAGAACUCGGAAGCAGCGAAGAAGCAUGCAGGCAAGGGAUUGUAA
This is a messenger RNA of Penicillium brevicompactum, 624 nucleotides long. RefSeq lists its product as uncharacterized. NCBI's taxonomy places the organism in Eukaryota, Fungi, Ascomycota, Eurotiomycetes, Eurotiales, Aspergillaceae. The record is from RefSeq and is a predicted model, not a curated record. The coding region runs from base 1 to 624 and encodes 207 amino acids. The transcript is spliced from 2 exons.